Rhea pennata is the source of this 1948-nucleotide messenger RNA. It is a transcript of the gene FKBP8, whose product is annotated as FKBP prolyl isomerase 8. The record is from RefSeq and is a predicted model, not a curated record. Gene Ontology annotation, biological process: negative regulation of apoptotic process; protein folding. NCBI's taxonomy places the organism in Eukaryota, Metazoa, Chordata, Aves, Rheiformes, Rheidae. Gene Ontology annotation, molecular function: peptidyl-prolyl cis-trans isomerase activity; protein binding; protein folding chaperone. The coding region runs from base 16 to 1317 and encodes 433 amino acids. The transcript has 9 exons. Gene Ontology annotation, cellular component: endomembrane system; cytosol; membrane.
CGGCGCGGCGGCCCAAUGGGAGCGGCGGGGCGGGGCCGGCGGCGGCUGGCUCGCGGGGCAGUUUGCUCCUCUCCCUGCUCCGCGGCAAUGGCUUCCAGCGGGGAGGAGCAGAGCAGCAGCUCCCCAGACUGGGCGGACAGCGGCACGGACCUGUCAUGCCCAGAGCUCACCGGAGCCAGCACCUCUCUGCUCGACAGCGGGGAGGAUUUUGAGGUCUUGGAAGAUGAUGAUGACGACCUGAGUGAGCUGCCCCCGCUGGAGGACAUGGGCCGGGCGAAGACCCCGGCAAAGGAGGAUGCCCAGCCUUCAGAGCAGGCGCCGGGGGAAGCAGCCGAGGACCCGCAGGAAUGGCUUGAUGUCUUGGGGAGCGGCUUGCUCAAGAAGAAGACUCUGGUGCCAGGGCAAGGGGUGGAGAGCCGGCCACGCAAGGGCCAGGAUGUCACCGUCCGCUUGAAGGCCAUGCUGGAGGACGGCAGCGUGGUGGAGGAGAACCCCAGACUCACCUUCACGCUGGGAGACUGCGACGUCUUGCAGGCUCUGGACCUGUGUGUGCAACUUCUGGAAAUGGGAGAAACAGCCUUGAUCAUGUCAGAUGCAAAGUACUGCUACGGCUCCCAGGGCAGGAGCCCCGACAUCCCACCCAACGCAGCCCUCACCCUUGAGGUGGAGCUGCUGGAGGCUCGGGAUGCGCCGGACCUAGAGCUGCUCAACGGGAAGGAGAAGAUAGGACUGGCCAACCGCAAACGAGAGCGCGGCAACUUCUACUACCAGCAGGCAGAUUACGUGUUGGCCAUCAACUCCUACGACAUUGCCCUCAAGAUCAUCAGCUCCAGCUCGAAAGUAGACUUCAGCCCUGAGGAGGAGGCCGAGCUGCUAGACGUGAAGGUGAAAUGUCUCAACAACCUGGCAGCCUCCCAGCUCAAACUGGACCAUUACGAGGCAGCCCUGAAGUCCUGUAACCUCGUCUUGGAGCACCAGCCAGGGAACAUCAAGGCCCUCUUCCGAAAGGGCAAGGUCCUGGCCCAGCAAGGGGAAUACAGCGAGGCCAUCCCCAUCUUAAAGGCGGCUUUGAAACUGGAGCCUUCGAACAAGACCAUCCACGCCGAGCUCUCCAAGCUGGUGAAGAAGCACGCGGACCAGAAGAGCGUGGAAACGGAGAUGUACAGGAAGAUGCUCGGGAAUCCCAGCACCAGCGGUGCCCCAGCGAAAUGCAAAGACAAGCUGCCCUGGUCCAUCCCCUGGAAAUGGCUCUUCGGCGCAACAGCCAUCGCGCUCGGUGGCGUGGCCUUGUCCGUGGUCAUUGCAGCGAGGAACUAACGGCACCGGCAGAGCCGCACCGCCGGGACCCGUGCCGGGACCGUGCCACCCUCCUGCUCAGGACGAGCCAGGGCUUCUUGGGGCCCGGCGGCUCUGCCAAACCCCCCUCUGCGGAGUGGUAAUCGCCGAAAUAAGGAUGUGCUCCCUGCCGGAGGCGCCGGACCCCCCUCCCAACGGCCGCCCGGCGCUUCCCGCACCCCUUCCCUGCGUGGUUGGGUCCCGCCGUGGGGACGGAGACCCCCGAACUUGCCCCGGGUGCGUCGGGAGCAUCUGCACACGGGCAAGUCGCCGUCGAUGCCAACCCAGCAAUACGCGGCGGGCGCCGCGCUGCCCAGCCCCGCGGCAGGGAGCGGCGGCGGGAAGGACGCCCCGCUGCCCUCCUCGGCGCGGCCCCGGCCUCUGCGACGCCGAAGGAAGCCAAAGAAACCCGGGGUGCGAGGGAUGUGUCCCCUCGCGCCGGCGGGGCCGCCUUCCCCUCCCUCCUGGCUCCUCCGUCCCGUCGUCCGCGCGCCGGGACCCGCAGCCGCCGUCACUGUCCCCGGUCUCAGAGAUCCGCUCGCGUGGAGUUGUACGCGCUCUCCUCCCGCCCCCGGCCGACUGUGAAAUUCCCAAUAAAAGGACAAUUCCUUCA